This is a messenger RNA of Macrobrachium nipponense, 3393 nucleotides long. Its product is annotated as solute carrier organic anion transporter family member 74D-like. Gene Ontology annotation, cellular component: plasma membrane. Gene Ontology annotation, biological process: transmembrane transport; sodium-independent organic anion transport. Lineage: Eukaryota; Metazoa; Arthropoda; Malacostraca; Decapoda; Palaemonidae. The record is from RefSeq and is a predicted model, not a curated record. Gene Ontology annotation, molecular function: protein binding.
UAACGACAAAGUGGCGUAUGCAUCACCCAGUCACUCAGUGACUGUGUUAUUGGUGUCCGUUAUUACGAUUUUUCGUAUCUUUCAACUUAUCGGUCGUGAGUCUAGUUGUGACGUUUCACAAGGUCCCCUGAAGAUAAUUCGCAGCGCUUCAUCGUCAGCCACAUUUUUAUCACAAAGUAACAAAAAUGAAGCCGAAGAAAGAGACGCUCAUCGAGACGCCGCAGAAGAUCACCGUCAUGAACGGCCCAACCAAACAGAACCAAGAAUCAGAAGGCAACGGGUUCCUGCAACACACCACUAAGAAGUUGGAGGCAGACAGUGAUGAGUUGGAGGACACUAAAUGUGGCAUCGGCCCUUGGGCUCCUAGAUGGCUCCAGUGUUUCGCAACGAAGGAAGUAUACAUGGUGUUCUACAGCAUCAUAGGCCUAACGCAGGGGAUGUUCUUCACUUACACCGUCUCCGUUAUUUCUACUAUCGAAAAAAGAUUCAAGCUGUCAAGCAAACAGACAGGAACGAUGCUCUCGGGCAACGACAUCUCGCAAGUCAUCUUCUCGAUCAUCCUCGCUUACUAUGGCAACUACGGCCACCGCCCCAGAUGGAUGGCCAUCGGCGUCCUGUGCUCGGCGCUCUCCUGCUUCCUGGCGGCCAUACCGCACUUCAUCUACGGGCCCGGGUUCGAGGCCAUGCGGGUCAUACAGACGACCUCAUCCUCUCUCAACGGGUCCAGCUUGUUCACCAGUCAACAAAAAGAGGAGCUGUGCCGAGCGGAAGGUGGCGUAGACUCCUGCUCGGAUAUGGACGGGGGAGGAGCUGGAGGAGGAGAGUCCUACGUGGGACCCGUUGUUCUCCUCUUCAUCUCCCAGUUCAUGGUGGGAAUCACCAUCAGCAUAUUCUACACUCUGGGUGUCACUUAUCUCGACGACAACAUUAACAAGAAGAAAACGCCCAUCUAUUACGCUAUCUCACUCAUGAUCAGAAUUCUGGGUCCAGUCUUCGGCUUCUUUUUGGGGAGCAAGUGUCUUUCUAUGUGGAUCGACCCGCAGCAAACGCCAAACUUGACCACGAGUGACCCAAGGUGGUUUGGUGCUUGGUGGUUUGGGUUCUUGUUCCUGGGAGUUGCUCUAACGAUCUUCGGCGCAGUGUUAUUUCUGUUCCCGCGAACUCUCCCCGAAAGCAUCCGGAGACAGCAGAUGAGAGCGGAGAGGCAGGCAGCUAAAGAUGCCGAGGCCGGUGGCAACAAGGGAGUCGAUUUCUUCGCCAAUUUAGCCAAGGCCAAGAGAGCCGAAGCUAAGCCGACCUUGAAAAAUCUACGCAAAGCGAUGAGGCGCCUCUUCACCAACAGGAUCUGGAUGGGAAGUUUGUUCAACUCCGUCGUCUUUCUUCUGGCCGUCGCCGGCUACUACAACUUCAAACCAAAAUACCUCGAGAGUCAGUUCCGGAAGAGCGCCAGUGACUCUAAUUUCUAUACAGGAGUGGCGAGUUUCAUAUCAUCCCUCCUUGGAACAGCGCUGAGUGGAGCCAUCAUGAGAUGGGCCAGACCUGGACCCCGGUUCGUCACUGGCUACAACGUCUUCCUCACACUUUUUGCAAGUGCCACUUUCAUGACACUCAUGUUCAUUGGGUGCCCCAAACUAGAUGUGAUUGGACCUAUGGACGGCUCUGCAGUUCCAGAGUGUUCAUCUGGGUGUGAGUGUUCAGAUAAGUUUGCUCCAGUGUGCGCAGAGGAUAAUGCCACCCUGUAUUAUUCUGCCUGCUAUGCUGGUUGCAAGGCUGUUAACAGCUCGACGAGUCCAGUGGAGUACAGUGACUGCCAGUGUGUUGGAGGUCCCUCAAAUAUCUCCAUGGUAACGGGUUUACUACGCGGCGUCUCGAGGCCUGAUAACGAGGCCGAAGUGGAGAAGUCCUCCUCCUCCUUCUUCGAUGGCUCUGCAGUAAGAGGUUAUUGCCCCGAGCCGUGCGACGCUUUCAAAUAUUACAUCAUUAUUCAGAUAGUGACGAAGACCAUUGCUGCCACGGGGAGGGUGGGCAAUAGUAUAGUGCUGCUUAGGUCCGUCAGCGACGAAGACAAAGGGCUCGCUCUGGGGACGAUGACUGUUUUCAUCAGUCUCUUCGGAUUCAUCCCGGCUCCCAUCAUCAUGGGCGCCAUUGUGGAUUCAGCCUGCAUCGUCUGGGACAAGAACUGCGGAGUUCAGGGAAACUGCUGGCUCUACGAUUCGGACAAAUUCAGAAUCAUCUUGCAUCUUGUUCCCGCUGUACUGGUGUUGAUCUCCGUUUUGGGAGACAUAGUGGUCUAUUACUACAGUCGACAACUCGACUUGUACGGCGAACGAGACGACGAAGUUGAAAUGGAAAAAGCGAGAGCGGAGACGGACGAGUCGAAACCUUUGGAUCAGCACGGCAUCGACCCCGAGCUUCACCAUUCGACCCCAGAGCUGUAAUGGUGGAAAUGAUCGGUACCAAGGGAGGCGUUAUGAGUGAAUGUGUCAGGUAAAGACUAUUCAGGCGUGGGCAGAAAAUGUAGUAUUAAAACACUUUGUCGUUUCCUGCUUGUGGACUCUUGUGAGAUGCAAACGUUCGUAUCAAAAUUAUAGUGCGAUAUGGAGAACAUAGUAUUUUGUGAAAGACAAUGCUUAAGGAAAUACGAGCAGGUUACGGCACGAAAUAUCAUAAAUGCAGUGAUUCAAAUAGAGACAAAAAUGAAUAUAAUUCUCCAGCAGCGGACCUCCUCACCAUAGAUGGCAAUUUCCUCCGUAAAGACAGUUGCUAGGCAAACAGGUGAAGUGAAUUAAUUACCUAUUAACAAACGUAUACGUCUGCGUUGUGAGCCUCAUACUGAGUCUUCAAAUGUUAAUAGUAUAUAAUUAUACAUAACAGGAGAAAAUUAAUACCUAAUAGAGCUGAUGGAAAUCGUAUUAGGAUUUCUCGGCCGUCCUACACUGGUUGUAUUCUAUGUAAAAUAAAUAAUAUUUACAGUGGGUAUUUUGGUUCUGACAGCACCAAGGAAAAACUGGAUAAUAUAAGAACUUUAAGAAACCUGUCGGUAAAAAUCGGUUUGCGAAGGCCCCAUUACAAACCCUUCAUGAAGAGAGUAAACUUAAUGUAAAGAGAGAAAACUCAAGAUUAUCUAAGCUCUACUUUGCCUAAUCAAAUAUUAAUUACCGCGCGCACUAAAUGUCGUCUUCGAAACGUAGAAACAAUCGAACUGUAUCAAGAACCCCAUUUAAAUUAGAAUGGAGACGAACUUUAUGAACACAGGAACCGAGAACGAACCUUUGAAAUGGGUACUAUUAGCCUAUUACCAUUACGGAAUUGGGGAGACGUUUAUUUUCCAUUUAAAAAAAAUUUUUGCCUGAGAAAAGAAAAUUUCCAAAUGUUUUUUUUCGGUUUUCCUUU